UUCCGGACAUAUAGCCGGUUUAUAGUAAGCCUGUCUUCAGUUAGGUUUUGUUCAUAAAACUAUUUUAAAUCCAAUAUAACACAGAACCAAAACAUUUAAGCUAAAAAAAUACAAUUAGUCAGGAGAUACAACAGGAAAUACAAUGUCAGUUCAUCGGACUUGACUUAAUAGCUAAUUGCGGCGCACAGAUGAAUAGCAUUCAUCCACCAUUCCUUUUCUGUUACAGGUUUGUAGUUGAACAUUGAGUCCAACAAAUAAGGUAAGCGUACAUUCGACUAGGAUGAGUGACAGAGAAUGGUUGUUUUUGACUUCCUCUCGAAAGCUAAUGUCUUCGUCGUGAGGUUCUAUGAUGUCGCGAGAUGGUGGUAAAGUCAAGGGAAUGGCAUUUGCAUCGGGAUCGCUGUCGCGGGUGGUAUUUUUAACUUGACUGCUCGUCCGCAUCUCUUCCUGUUAUCCUCCGAUGACGUCAGCGGUUCUGUCCGGGUGCUUCGAAUGAUGUCACGCCCCCAUUCAAGUGGCCGAGCUCGACUUAUCUACAGAACUACAUCAUUAACACCAUGAACCACAGCGAAUAUCAGCGGACUGACCCGCCGUUGCCUCUCUCUCCCGCGGCUCGUGAGCUCAGGAACAAGGAGAACAACAAAAAGGAAUCGAGAAUACCCCGAAAACGAUGGGAAGUUUUCCCAGGCAAGAACCGCUUUCUUUGCAAUGGACGCGUCAUUAUGGCUGGGAACACCGGGGUUCUGCCCCUCACACUAGGCCUUAUAGUCGUCACAAGUGGAUUGUUUUUUACAUUUGAUAGCCCAUUUCUGGUGAAGCGCCUGACAAGUGGCAUACCAGUCAUCGCGGGAGUACUCUUUGUGUUUGUGGUCACCACUCUGCUACGUACCAGCUUCAGUGACCCCGGUAUUUUGCCCAGAGCUACUCCAGACGAGGCUGCAGACACAGAGGAAAAGAUUGACAACACUGACACAGACGUCUCUGAGAAUGGCAACUGCCGACCUCCACCUCGCAUCAAGGAGGUCGUCAUUAACCAGCAGGUGGUCAAGCUGAAAUACUGUUUCACCUGCAGGAUGUUUCGCCCACCACGCACCUCUCACUGCAGCCUGUGUGACAACUGUGUAGAGCGGUUCGACCACCACUGUCCAUGGGUGGGCAACUGUGUCGGGAAGCGCAACUAUCGUUUCUUCUACUCUUUCAUUGUCUCUCUCUCAUUUCUGACUGCCUUUAUCUUCAGCUGCGUGACCACCCAUAUUGCAAUAAAAGCCCAGAAUGGCAAAGGCCUUGUGUUUGUGCUUAAAGAGAAUUUGGGAAGUGCUGUCGAACUGGUGAUUUGCUUCCUGGCCGUCUGGUCGAUCUUGGGUCUUUCAGGCUUUCAUACCUUCCUAGUUGCCUCUAACCGAACCACCAAUGAGGAUGUCAAAGGCACCUGGUCAGCAAAGAAUGGAGCAGAUGAUAUCACCAACCCCUACAGUCAUCACAACAUCCUGGUCAACUGCUGCUCAGUCCUCUGUGGACCCAUGCCGCCCAGUUUGAUCAACAGAAGAGGGCUCCUCCAUCAAGACGUCUUACAGAACAGCAGAACAGACAUACAGGCGACAAUUAAUCUGGAAAGUCAAGAUCUCCUUGAGUCAUUGACGUCCCUCACAUGUCCAGAGGGGAUACCACAGUCUUCACAUAGUUCCUCAACUGCAAAGACAAAUUCUUCACCUGAAGUCCCCAUUUAUUGCAGGGAUCUCAAAACGAGUUUAGUAACACAAGGCACUACCUCCCCCUUAUACUGCCAAGAUCCCAAGAGUAGAGCUUCCCAAGUGUUCUGUUCGUCCAGCAACAUUCCUGCUUCCCUCACCUCUCUGGAUGCCUGCUCUUCGUCUGAAAGCAGCUGAUGAAAGAGCUCCUGUCCUUCGACUGAACUACUUUAACAUUAUUCUGGGAUGAAGUGUGUGUUUUUAAUAGAUCAAUGCUGCAUCUCAUGAACCGUUGUCUCGAUCUGCAAAUAAACACAUUAAAAAUAGCACCAGAGUUGAAGACCAAAAGCUUGAAAGGCUUGAACAACUUUGAACAUUUAUUUUCCGGAGUCACUCCACGCAAAGUUAUGAUCCUGUUGUUUAUUUGUUCUACACUCCUUGGUGGAACGGAUUGGUGUCACGAAACUCGGUGAUUGACCAUGUCUUCAACGGAUGCCGAUUGUCUGUGUAUGACGCCAGUGAGCCCUGAUACAAUGUGAUCCGUGCUGUCAGUCUAACGCAACUCUGAGGGGGGCAGAGGUAGUUGGAAGUUUGCCUUGCUCCAGUAGUGUUAGGCCGGCAGUCCACCUGGAAAUGGCAUGCAGGUAAAUUCGAACAAUAAAACAGUCUGAAAACUGGUUGGACCCUG
Messenger RNA from Synchiropus splendidus (mandarinfish), 2376 nucleotides. Its product is annotated as palmitoyltransferase ZDHHC18-B-like. Gene Ontology annotation, cellular component: endoplasmic reticulum; Golgi apparatus. The record is from RefSeq and is a predicted model, not a curated record. Gene Ontology annotation, biological process: protein targeting to membrane; peptidyl-L-cysteine S-palmitoylation. Lineage: Eukaryota; Metazoa; Chordata; Actinopteri; Syngnathiformes; Callionymidae. The transcript has 9 exons. Gene Ontology annotation, molecular function: protein-cysteine S-palmitoyltransferase activity. Bases 558 to 1886 code for a protein of 442 amino acids.